AUGGAGCGCCUGAGAAUCUCCAAUCAGUCCGCUAUUACCGCGAUGAAGUGGUUCGCUUUCCUUUUACUGCUCACUCAGGCAGGAUGGGUUUCGUCCUGCAUUUUUGACAAAGUGGGGCGGUUGGAAGGCGUUACUUUUGAAAAAUUUGUGGUUAACAACAUCAACGAGUGCUUUGCUGCGUGCUACGAGGACGUGAGAUGCACGGGAAUCCAGUAUUGGAAGAACCAAAAGGACUGCCUCCUGUUAAGAGCUGGAAAUGGUCUACACUAUACUGUGGAUGAUGGCAGGGCCAUUGCCUACAGCCUUCUCCGUGACGAUGUGGAUCAGACGUGUCAAACAUUUGUGAAUGUCUGA
Messenger RNA from Cylicocyclus nassatus, 354 nucleotides. NCBI's taxonomy places the organism in Eukaryota, Metazoa, Nematoda, Chromadorea, Rhabditida, Strongylidae. The record is from the annotation of a GenBank genome assembly.